UUCCCUUGAUUAAAAUGGUGGGUCCAAUUUCUCUUGUUCUUCCUUCUGCUUUCCUUUCCCUUCUCUUUCUUUCAUUGUCUCCCGCGAUCUCGUUCCUCUCCCUCCUCUCCAACGUUUAACCCCAAGCCCACCUCCACGCGCCGUCGAUAGCCUCUUCUCCGGCGAGAAACGCGCGACGGCGACGGCGCUGAACCAGAUCUGUGUAUCUGACCACACCUACGCUGUUACGAAUCCGCCCACUGCCACGCUACCAACGCCGAACUCCCCGUUUCGUGUUGCGCACCGUCGCGAUCUUUCACCAUUCUAAAUUUCGUAUUCAAACCCAAUUGUCGGCCGAAAUUGUCCGCAGCUCAAUUGUGCAAAACCAUCACGUGAUUCCGGGAUCCUCUGCUAUUCACUGCUCCUACCAAUACUCAAUUGGAUCCUCUAUCGCGGUCGAUGACGAGUAUUAGCUGGAGACUUUAUGUGCAAGCAUUAGCUGAUUGAAUUGUGGAUCUAUCGUUUGUUCUUGAAUGGCGUGGUUUAGUGGGAGGGUUUCUUUGGGUAACUUUGCGGAUCUUGCUGGUGCGGUAAAUAAGCUCCAAGAGAGCGUGAAGAAUAUUGAGAAGAAUUUUGAUUCUGCUCUUGGGUUUGAGGAGAAGCCGGAAUCCAGCAGUGAUGCUCCUGGAUUCUGGCAAUCAGCUUCUGAAGGGAAAACAAUCUUCGAUCCAGUCAGGGCAUUAAUUGGGGAGUCAUCAGAGAAACAGGAACUGCCAUCUUCACCAAGCCCCCCUGAAGUUACGGAGUCAUCAGAAAAACAGGACUCUUCACAGCUUCAACAUGAUUUGAAUGAAAAGGAAGGCAUUGAAAGUGAGCAGUCAGUUCCUUCUCCUUUAAAGGAACCAAUUUCUGAAAAUGAUGUUGAAGUUCCCACAGAAAAAGAUGACGAAAGGUCAGACGUACAACAGGAAAGCCAAGGAGAAGCAGAGUCUGAAUCACCAGUCACGCCUAUUGAAGUUCUUGGAUCUUCUGUCCAGAACCAUGAAGUAUUGGAAUCUUCUGCUGAAGCCAAUCAUGAAUCACCAAGAAUGUCUGUUGAAAGUCCUGAACCCACUGCUGAAAUUUCAGACUCCAUUCACAAUCUACAGCAGAAAGAGAUUUUAGAAGUGGAAACUUCCGAACAUCCAGAGAAUGGUGCCAAGUUAGGGGGAACGGAUGUAUAUCAAGAUGAAGGAAGUAAUGAGCUGUCGGUUGAAUCUCAGAGUUCUUCUGAUGUAAUAUUGCUAGCAGAUAGGACAAAUGAACCAAUGGUUGAGGUAGAGAGCACCGAUAAAUUAAAAUCAGAAGUAAAGGAGCCCUUAAAACUGAUUCCACAGGUUGAAGUUGAGUCAUUUGAUGAUAACCAGGGUGAAGGUGGUAGUGAAACUUCUAGCGUAAAUUCUGGUAGCACUGAGGUAAAAGAAGGCCCUCGGGAAUUGUCAAGUGCCCCAUUCUUUGAGGACGCUUCUCCGCGAAUUUCUAGUUCAGAUUCUAAUGUAAGUGAUCUAACAAUUAAAGCAAAUGAAACGGAGCAGCAACCUAAAGAUAGUGAGACAGAAACCAAAAGGCAAGGUUUGAGCUCAGAGGAAAAUAUACCUAGUCAUUUAGAUUCUGCGCUUGAACUAGAGAAGGUGAAGGCUGAUAUGAAAAUGAUGGAAACAGCAUUGCAAGGUGCAGCAAGACAAGCUCAGGCAAAGGCUGAUGAUAUAGCGAAAUUGAUGAAUGAAAAUGAGCAUUUGAAUACUGUGAUUGAAGAAUUAAAGAAAAAAUCGAGUGAUGCGGAAAUUGAAUCGUUGCGAGAGGAAUACCAUCAGAGAGUCUCAACUCUUGAAAAGAAGGUAUAUGCUCUUACUAAGGAGAGGGAUACACUUAGGAGGGAGCAAAGUAGAAGGAGUGAUGUGGCUGCUCUUUUGAAGGAAAAAGAUGAAAUAAUUAAUCAAGUUAUGGCAGAAGGCGAGGAGCUUUCAAAGAAGCAGGCUGCUCAAGAAUCUCAGAUUAGGAAAUUAAGGGCCCAGAUAAGAGAGCUUGAAGAAGAGAAGAAGGGAUUAAUUACCAAGCUUCAGGUGGAAGAAAAUAAAGUAGAUAGCAUCAAGAGGGACAAAACUGCUACAGAGAAGUUGCUGCAAGAAACAAUAGAAAAGCACCAAACAGAACUAGCAGCACAGAAAGAGUACUAUACAACUGCCUUAACUGUUGCCAAGGAGGCCGAAGCGCAAGCAGAGGCACGUGCAAACAGUGAAGCCAGAACUGAGCUAGAAAGUCGUCUUAGGGAGGCUGAGGAGCGUGAAACAAUGCUAGUUCAGACACUUGAAGAAUUAAGACAAACAUUAAGUAGAAAGGAGCAGCAGGCUGUCUUUAGAGAAGACAUGCUUCGUAGGGACAUCGAGGACCUUCAAAAGCGUUACCAAGCAAGUGAGCGACGAUGUGAGGAAUUGAUCACUCAAGUCCCAGAGUCUACAAGGCCACUUUUAAGGCAGAUUGAAGCAAUGCAGGAAACAACUGCUAGAAGGGCAGAAGCGUGGGGUGCUGUUGAAAGAUCUCUUAACUCUAGACUUCAGGAAGCAGAAGCCAAAGCUGCUGCUGCUGAAGAGAGAGAACAAUUUGUAAAUGAACGCUUGUCCCAAACCUUAUCUAGAAUUAAUGUUCUCGAGGCGCAGGUCUCAUGCCUUAGAGCAGAACAAACUCAAUUAAGCAAAACCCUCGAAAAGGAGAGACAGCGAGCAGCUGAAAUCAGGCAGGAAUAUCUUGCAGCAAAAGAGGAAGCUGACACUCAAGAGGGUCGUGCAAACCAACUUGAUGAAGAAAUCAGGGAUCUUCGAAGGAAACACAAGGAAGAGUUGCAAGAGUCUCUUAGGCAUAGAGAGCUGCUGCAGCAGGAGAUUGAAAAGGAGAAAACUGCCAGAUCAGAUUUGGAGAGGAAAGCUCAUCUCCAUUCUACUGCUGUGGCUGAUCCUAGCCCCAUAAAACGGCAUAAUUCGACUUUUGAGAAUGGUGACUUGGCACGUAAGCUCUCAAGUUCUUCUAGCCUAGGAAUCAUGGAGGAAAGCUAUUUUCUUCAAGCGUCUUUAGGCUCAUCUGAAAGUUUAUCUGAUAGGAAAAUUGUUGGGGACGUAGCCAUGAGUCCAUACUAUAUGAAAAGCAUGACUCCUAGUUCUUUUGAGGCUGCUCUCCGUCAGAAGGAAGGAGAACUUGCAUCUUAUGUCUCUCGAUUGAAAUCGCUGGAAUCUAUCCGUGACUCUCUUGCUGAGGAGCUAGUGAAGUUAACGUCACAGAGUGAGAAGUUAAGAGCAGAGGCUGCUAUGCUACCUGGCAUACGAGCAGAACUUGAAGCGCUAAGGAGAAGGCACUCGGCUGCGCUAGAGCUUAUGGGAGAACGUGAUGAGGAGCUGGAGGAACUUCGUGCAGACAUUGUUGACUUGAAGGAGAUGUACAGAGAACAAGUAAACUUGCUUGUGAACAAGAUUCAGACGAGUUCAUCAAUGGGUACAGCAUGAGAAGUGAUUUUGUAUAGCACAACAGAGCUAUGCGAGUGGUUAAAAACAGGGCCAUUGUGAUCGAGACGGGGAGUAUUAAGAUUUUGUGCAUGUACCGAACAGUAUAUACUUGAACCGAAACUGAAAUCUUUUUGAACGUGUUACAUAAUUCCCAACCGCAUUGUAAUUUUACAGUAUACCUUCAUUUUUAGUGUACUUAUUACAGUAUACAGUGAUGGUUUCAAAGCUUGAAUAAGAUCCAAUAUAUUUGACUUAUGAAUUA
This is a messenger RNA of Cucurbita maxima (winter squash), 3774 nucleotides long. RefSeq names its product golgin candidate 5-like. The transcript has 20 exons. The record is from RefSeq and is a predicted model, not a curated record. Lineage: Eukaryota; Viridiplantae; Streptophyta; Magnoliopsida; Cucurbitales; Cucurbitaceae. Bases 513 to 3512 code for a protein of 999 amino acids.